AUGGUUAUUACAAACCUAGCCCUUUUUACAGCCAAGCCCUUAAUUGAGUUAUUUUCCAACAAGCUCCAAGUGACACUUUCUGUCAUGAUGUUGCUUGUUUGCCUCUUAAUGCUCAAAAUAAAAACCCUUAUGUACGCAAAAGAGGAUGAGGAAGAUGAAGAAAUGGUUGAGCCUAAGGUUGGCCAUGAUUCAGAACUUGAAAAUCAAGACAAAAAACAGGAGGUGAAAGAAGCCCCUCCAAGGGAGCUGACAGAAGAAGAAAAACAGCAGAUUCUUCAUUCAGAGGAAUUCCUCAUCUUUUUUGAUCGGACAAUAAGGGUAAUUGAACGAGCAUUGGCAGAAGACUCUGACAUCUUUUUUGACUACAGUGGUCGAGAGUUAGAGGAAAAAGAUGGGGAUGUUCAGGCUGGAGCCAACCUUUCUUUCAAUCGUCAGUUCUAUGAUGAGCAUUGGUCCAAGCAUCGAGUGGUCACCUGUAUGGACUGGUCUCUCCAGUACCCUGAGCUGAUGGUCGCUUCCUACAACAACAAUGAAGAUGCUCCUCAUGAACCAGAUGGAGUGGCCUUGGUUUGGAAUAUGAAGUUUAAGAAAACCACACCAGAGUACAUCUUCCACUGUCAGUCCUCUGUGAUGUCAGUCUGCUUUGCCCGUUUCCAUCCCAACUUGGUGGUCGGUGGGACUUACUCAGGCCAGAUUGUCCUGUGGGAUAAUCGCAGUCAUCGAAGGACACCAGUGCAGCGGACACCCUUGUCGGCUGCUGCACACACACAUCCCGUGUACUGUGUAAAUGUUGUUGGGACCCAGAAUGCUCAUAACCUCAUCACUGUCUCUACCGAUGGUAAAAUGUGUUCCUGGAGCCUGGACAUGCUGUCAACUCCACAGGAGAGCAUGGAGCUGGUGUACAAUAAGUCCAAGUCUGUGGCUGUUACUGGAAUGGCUUUCCCAACAGGAGACGUCAAUAACUUCGUGGUUGGCAGUGAGGAGGGUACAGUCUACACGGCUUGUCGUCAUGGAAGCAAAGCAGGCAUUGGUGAGAUCUUCGAGGGUCACCAAGGACCAGUGACGGGGAUUAACUGCCACAUGGCAGUGGGCCCAAUUGAUUUUUCACACCUGUUUGUCACGUCAUCAUUCGACUGGACCGUCAAACUGUGGACCACAAAGCACAACAAGCCGCUCUACUCCUUUGAAGACAACGCAGACUAUGUGUACGACGUCAUGUGGUCCCCCGUGCAUCCCGCGCUCUUUGCCUGCGUGGACGGGAUGGGGCGCUUGGACCUCUGGAACCUCAACACUGACACCGAGGUUCCAACAGCAAGUGUGGCCAUUGAGGGGGCAUCCGCCCUAAACCGUGUUCGUUGGGCUCAAGCUGGCAAAGAAGUUGCCGUUGGGGACUCAGAAGGCCGCAUCUGGAUCUACGACGUUGGAGAGCUUGCAGUUCCCCACACCGAUGAGUGGACCCGAUUCGCCAGGACCCUCAUGGAGAUUCGCGCUAACAGAGCCGAUAGCGAGGAGGAAGGCACCGUUGAGUUAGCUGCCUAGAGAAAACCAGCCGCCACUGCUCCAGUCCGCUGGUUCCCAGCCCUGGAGCCCAGCAUUCACAGUCCUCUCAUCUGCUUGUAUUCAGUGUCCAUUCAGUAUCAGUACUGCCAUGACAUUUUGGGUGCCACGUGGUGCCAGCCUUGCUCCAAGUGUUCCAAAUCUAUCCCGCUGUGCUCUCCACCUGAAACUCGCCAGAACAUUUCUAUCUUUUCUGUCUCAAAAAUGGGAGGGGGGGCCUUUAUGGGUUUAAUUGUUGCCUUUUAACUACUUACUAGCUGCAUUUAAUAGCUGGAAACCUCUGGUUAACUUUGUGCUUACAUGCACUUAUGGCAUAGUCCUAUUAAAUCCAUAUGAAGCCAGAUAUGAUUAGGUGCAGAUGUGGUGUGCUUCGUGAUAUGGGACAGGGCCAAAGACUUGAGAUGUGGUGUUUCACAUGGUGACUCACAUUAUGAACGGAUUUACUAUAAGAACGUUGCUGCUCCUUAUUUAUUGUGGUGUGCUGCAUGGAAUGUAUUUAUUUGAAAGCAUUAAAAUAAACGAUCCUAGAGCAUGUGCAUAAUGAGAGGACCGCAUUGUCUCUCUGCUGCAGUUGAGGUUACAUUAAGUUCCAAAUAACAAUUACAGUAUGCCAGUUCCACUGAGGACAUGAAAUCUUUAAAGGUCUGCUGCCGUGAAAGGAAGGAUUUUUAAUGCCUAUUAUUUCUAGGUACUUUAACAAUAUUUCAAAUAUAGUUGACAAUUGAUACUUGUCAUUCAAGCAAAUACAGUCCGACAAAAGUCUGUGG
This is a messenger RNA of Loxodonta africana (African savanna elephant), 2324 nucleotides long. It is a transcript of the gene DYNC1I1, whose product is annotated as dynein cytoplasmic 1 intermediate chain 1. The record is from RefSeq and is a predicted model, not a curated record. Gene Ontology annotation, molecular function: dynein heavy chain binding; dynein light chain binding. Bases 1 to 1539 code for a protein of 512 amino acids. Gene Ontology annotation, biological process: transport along microtubule. NCBI's taxonomy places the organism in Eukaryota, Metazoa, Chordata, Mammalia, Proboscidea, Elephantidae. Gene Ontology annotation, cellular component: cytoplasmic dynein complex. The transcript has 12 exons.